Linum trigynum is the source of this 5461-nucleotide messenger RNA. The record is from the annotation of a GenBank genome assembly. NCBI's taxonomy places the organism in Eukaryota, Viridiplantae, Streptophyta, Magnoliopsida, Malpighiales, Linaceae.
CUCUCGUCUGAUGCAUAUCCUGGAGGCGCCAGAGUUUUAGAGGGUCGCCGGAAAAUGCUGGUCGCCAGAGAUUAAUUGAGCCAAAUAAUAAACAAUUGCAGUUAAAUAGUAACUUCUAUCUCAUUAAUUCGCAUUCUCUAUCUCAUUAAUUCCCCCUUUAUUCUUAAUUAUUUUUCAAACAUUCAAAAUAACUCUGUAAUUUCCUUUACAAAAAAUACUCUGUAAAGAAAAUUACCCGAUUCUUUCUUUCCCCAAAUCUACUGACAUCCAAUUCACCUUCCCUUUUACUCCCGACGUUUCCGGCAUUAUAUUCGCAAAUCCCAUAUACCGAAUCCCCUUCCUCUAUUUUCUUCCGCAACGAUUCCUCCGACCUCCGCCAUCUUCAUCCAUUUUCUUCCACCACCUUCUGCGUUCGGACGGGGUCCGACGUCUCCGUUCGGACGGGGUCCGAGGUCGGCCUGCGGACGCGGUCCGACGAUAGCGUUGGGACAGGGUCCGACGUUGAUAUUCUAACGGGGAAGCGCGGUCCGAAGUCGGAGUUGGGACGGAGAUGCCAGAGCUGAGGUCAGCCUUCGGACCAGUAGACGGCGUCGGACCAGGCGCAUGCGUCGUCUUCAGAGGCCUUCCCACCGUUGGACCAUUCCUCUGGUAGUCGAAAACUCGUCAUUUUGGCCGUAAAAUUUUGUUAGCAAAAUUAAAAUUUUCUGCCUCUUUGUGCUGAAUGCUGAUUGGGAUUAUGUUUUGCUAAAUUAUUUGUUAGAAAAAUAAAGAAGGGCAAAAUCGAUUUUUUUACAAAUUUUGUGAGCGGCAAAUAAUAAAAUCUUGCACGGCAAAUAACAACCUUCUAAUUAAUUCACUCCCCACAAUUCAUACUUGCAAGUUCCAAUCCAUCGACUAGUUCAAAAGCAUUUACAAAGUUGGGGGCAUCAUCAUAUCUCCUUUCCAAUUGAGGAAUGACUCACCGAUUAUUAUUUACAUGUCAUCCGAAGGUCAGAUACGUCAUGUUAAUUGAACCCGAAGUUAAGUUAAAAAAAAUACAAUGAGCUAUGAGUUUAUUGAUAAUUAUUUUGUAAUUUGAGUAAAUUGUUUUUUUUAUAAUUUGAAGUAAAAUCACAAGGUUAACUCAAAUUUUAGGCAAUAGGUAAGGUGUUAACAUAAUUAUUGAGGAUAUUAUGAUAACUAUUGUACAUAGUAGUUACUCACUACUUCCUCCCUUCCAAUUUUUCCACCCCUUUCAUCUCAUCUCCUACCCCUCAGCUUCCUCCUGUGUAAAAAAAAAACAACCGCUUGUAUAAAAAAUUAUUUCAUUAUUAAAUUUUUUUAUUAGUUGUCGUCCUUUAUAACAUCUACUGUUUGCUUCGUGAGGUUUCUCGUCUUUUUGAUCUGCUUCAUAAUACUUUUUGUUUGUUUCAUGAGGUUUUUGGUCUUCUUCAGUGAACUUGUGGUAUACUUUAUGAUGUUUCUAGUACUCUUCAUGGAACAUGUGGUAUGCUUUUAUGAGGUUUCUAUUAUGCUUUAGAGAACUUGUGAUAUGCUUUAUGAGGUUUAUGGUCUAUUUGAAGGAAUUUAUGUUCUGUUUUAUAAGAUUUUUUUUGUAUUCUUUAAUAAACUUGUGAUAUGCUUGAGUUUAUUGGUAUGUUUUAUGAAUUUUAUGGUGUGGUGAUGUUCUAGUAUACUUUAUAAGCUUUCUGGUUUACUUUAUGUUAUUUGUGGUAUAGUCAGUUGCGUUUCUGGUCUUGUGGUGAGGCACGAGACGUGCUAUAAAUAAGAAGUGUAACACAGGUGUGCCCCUAUAAAUUUUUAAUGAUAACAAGUGUGCCCUUUCCUUUAAACAUUCGUGUAAAUUAUUAUUGAGCCCUUGAAACAAAAAAGUUAUUAAACGAAAUGUCCUUUUCACUAGAGCUAGUGUUAACACCAAGUUAACAAAUUGGGUGUUAGCACCCUAAUCUGUGUCCAAAAUUUAACCCAAAGAGCAUAAUGUACGUAAAAGGAAAAAGUUUCUAUUUAUAAUCUCCUUAGAGUUUGGAGUUCAUUUUGUUCUGGUUAAAUUGUAAGUUUGGUUACUAAGGUUACAAAAUUGUUUUACGUUUGUCACUAAAAAUAUUUUAAUAUAUUUUUUGUCACUAAUAUUAGUUCAAUAGUCCAAAUUUGGUCUCUUCUUCCGUUAGAGUCCACUAACAACGCAAGUUUUACUAUGAUGUGGCUAACAAAACUGACAAGUCACCCAAAUGUAACUCGCCACAUCACAAAAUCCGAUAUUUCACUGGACAAAAACAUCCUCAAUCUAGAAUACGAAGAAGAAAAAAUAAGAAUUUUUCAAAAUAUAUUAGUUGGCCCCCGGGCAUUCAGUCUGCUCAGAAAAGUAAUAAGCGAACUUGUCUGCUCACAUGCUUUUAAAUAACUAGUUUCGUAGAGGAUGGUGUAUAAAUAAGAAAUCAAAUAGACUAAACUUGGUUUGACCGACACCAUCAAUGAUAUGACGGUCAAAGCGCCCAUUGAUGGAUGGAUUGCUGUCAUGGGAAGUACUAUGGUGCAAUAGUCCUUUUAGCUUUAUGGACUUUUGUGUGUUAGCACCCUAAUCUCUGUCCAAAGUUUAACCCAACUCUUUGGGAAAGGCUCUUGAAAAGUCUUUACUUCCCUCGCACCAAUUUCCUCUAUGCUAGGAAAGGAAGCAUACCAUCCUGGAUCUGGGCUAGCCUCUGGGAUUCAAGAAAGCAUCUCGAGCAGACAUCGCCAGGGUCAUCAUAAGUGGAAAGUCAACCAGAAAAUUCAAAGACCCGUGGAUUCCGUCGCUUCAGGGCCACAAGAUUAUCAACAGUUAAAAUGAUAAUUCAAUGGUCGAAGACUAGAUUGAUCAGACUUCUCGGCAAUGGAACCUGCUGUUACUUGAACAGGUUAUGAGUCCCCAAGAUCAUCAAGCUAUCUCAAGCAUUCCUAUUGGCCUUCCAACGGACGAUGAUUUUUGGGCUUGGAGAUUCUCCCUCAAUGGGGAUUUCACGGUCCGGUCUGUUUAUCAUGCCUAUCAUGAUCAGUCCAGAGCUUUUGGACAAGAAGGAAACGUGGUGACAUCGGAAGAGAAAGAAAAAUGGAAGUGGUUUUGGAAUCUCUCCCUCCCUCCAAAACUGAAAUCCUUUGUGUAGAGAUGUGCUAAGGGUGCUCUCUGGCGACUAAGACAAGACUGUUUGGCAGACGAUGCUCGCCUAAUGUUGAUUGCCCGAUAUGCGGGAACCAUGUAGAGUCAAUCAACCACUGUUUUUUUUUUGUGCCAGCAUGCCCUUGAUGUAUGGACCAAUCUUUUCCCUUCUAUAGCCACCCCUCCGCCGCUGAUUAACCCUCUAGUUUGGCUUUUUUCUCUAAGCCACAGCCUCCCUACGCAUUCGAUCCAAUAGAUGGUGUACCUCGUGUGGCAUGUUUGGAAAAGCAGAAAUGAAAUAGUUUUUCGUGGCAGAAACUUGUGGCCGCCUACGACAUGCUCUAAUGCUCUCUCGGAUCUUGCUCUGUGGUCUUCGUGUUCCAGAAGACAAGCUGUUCUACCUUUUCCUCCCCAGCCCACAGAUUAUCUACCUCAACCUACUCCAACGCCAGGUAAUCUCACAUAUGAGAUUCACUAUGAUGGAUCGUUCAUAAACAAUUCCCAGGAGGCGGCCUUUGGUGUUGUCAUCAUCAACAACCAUGGACAAGUUACGAAUGGAAAGAUGGGAAGUUCCAAUGUGCUACUCCUUUGGAAGCGGAAGCAAAAGCAAUGGUGGAAGGCAUCUCUUUGGCCUGUCAGCUUGGAUCUCACUGCCUUGUCAAGACAGAUAGCUUGAUCAUUACAAAAGCCCUUCAAGCGGCUCCCUCACGUUGGCCUUGGAGAAUCUCUGCAUGGUUAGGUGUCAUGAGGGAUCUUCUCUCACGUCACCCGCUCAUUAGUGUCUCUUAUUUUAAGAGGUCUCUCAAUGUCAAAGUUGAUUGGGUCGCUAGAUCAUGUGCUAGACUCAUGGAUUAGGUGAGAGGGAGAAAGGACAUUAUUCACCAUGCAUUUUGAGGAGGGUUUUGGCCUCACAAAAAAGCUUGGGGGAUUGCAUGCAUAAUAGGCACAUUCAGAUUCUUGGGGAGUUGGGACUACUUCUAGCAUAUAUAGCAUAAUGUAAUUUUGGUGAUCAAUGUGAUGUAUAUGAUUAGAAGGCAUGUCUUCUAUACAUAUAUAUGUCCUUUGGUGAAAGGGAAUUCCUUUGGGGGAGUGGUUGUUAGUAUACAUAUCUAACUUUCUUAUUGAUUUUUCACUUAAUGUGGUAUGUAUGUGUCGAGGAAUUCAUAUUUAGGGACAACUUUAUAUUAGACUUUGAGAUAUUGGAGAUAACCAAACAACUCUAAUGUUUUCAAUACCAAACUGGAAACAGAAUAGGUAAAUUUAAAAGUGCAUAAUCCAACUCCUCUUGGUAACUAAGAAAGGGCAUAGGAACUAGUGGGUUAUAGCACUUUAACCGAUGACUAUCAUGCCAAUCUAUAAGACUCUUUCUAGUUCUUGUAUUUUCCAAGGGUUUAACCACAGGGUUGAUCAUAUCGGUCAAACCAAGUUUAGUCUGUUUGAUUUCUACAUCGACUUCUAGGAAACUAGUUAUUUAAAAGCACACGAGCGGUCAAACUCGAUGAAAUUUGAUCAAGUUCAGGCAACCUUACUAUUUUUCUGAGCGAAUUGAAUGCUCGGGCCAACUAAUAUAUUUAAAAAUAUUCUUCUUUUUUAUUCUUCGUCAUAUAGGCUAAGGAUGUUUUGGCCAACUAAUUCAUUGAUCAUGGCACUAAAAAAUAAAGACAGAUUCCCACGAUGGCCGUGGAGAAUGGACCAGUGCAUAUAUAUAAGCAGGGACUUGGAAAAAAUGUAAACGAACUAUUGCAAUGCUCAUUGUUCAUGUGAAGAAUUAUUGCAAAGCUAAUUGUUUAUUUGCUAAAGAGUCAAUUACCGGCUUGACUCUAGGGUCGUUAAUAAGAUAGUCUAUUACAAUAUUUUUCAAAAAUAAAUUAAGGCGUGGUGAUCAUUCUUCUAUUUAUAAGCUUUUGGUAUAUGCAUACGUCUUUCUUAAUUUUGAGUUUCUAAAAAUAUUGAAAAUGAAUAUAAAUGUAUUGAAUUUAGAAUUUUCUCUUUGGCAAAUCCGCUGUGAAAUUCUUUUCUACUUCAAAAAUUGCCAAUAUAUGUUUACAUCUUCUAGACAAAAAUGUUCAAUUUUCAUAAGGUUUUCUUAACUGUUAUUCAAAAGGUCCAAUAAUGUAUGUAUAUUAGAUCUUUUGAGGCAAUUAUAGAUCUUAGGAGUCAAUUCUAAUUGGUCAAUAAAAAUCGAUUUUAAUGCUAUUUAUUUUUUAUUAGUUUAGGCAAUUUAGUAUGAAAAAUAAAAAGGGGUAUAGUAAUCCUAUGUUGAUUUUUAUAAUGUAAGCUCCCUUUUUCCGCAUGUAAAAAAGAAAUAAAUAAAUCAAUCAAAUUCCG